UCACCUCCUUACCUGUUGUUUUCCUCACUCCCUUGACACGUCGUCACAUGCUAAAGCCAAAGCUUAGGCACUAGCUCUAGCGGUGUGGUGGUGGUAACCUUGGUCAAGGCGAGUGGCACCGCCGCCAUGGAGGCCAUGGACGUGAAGUACAAGCCGCUCGUGUUCCCCAACGGCGCCAUCAAGAAGGCGGUGAAGCCGGCGGCGGUGGCGCCGGCGGUGGGACUGGGAGGGGAGACGGUGUACCGGGAGUGCCUCAAGAACCACGCGGCGAGCCUGGGCGGCCACGCGCUGGACGGGUGCGGGGAGUUCAUGCCGUCGCCGGCGGCCAACGCGGCCGACCCGACGUCACUCAAGUGCGCCGCGUGCGGCUGCCACCGCAACUUCCACCGCAGGCUGCCGGAGGGGUCGCCGCCGCCGCCGCCUCCCGCGCCGCCGGCGCUGCCGGCGCCGCCCAUGACGGCGAGCGUGCUCCACGGGCAGCCGCACCGCGGGGAGGAGACGCCCGAGGUGCGGCUGCCCCCCGGGGUCGACGGCGACGAGUCCGACUCGGACUCGGACGGCUCGGAGUACGACGACGAGCGGUCCGUCUCCCCGCCGCCGCCGCACCUGCCGGCUCCGGUGGCGCACCAGCCGCCGUCGUCGUACUACCCUUCGGCGCCGCACAUGCUGCUCUCGCUGGGCUCCAGCGGGCAGAUGGCCCCGGGCCAGGCGCAGAGGCUCCCGCCGCAGGUGUCGCCGGCGAGCGCCCCGCCCCCCGGCGGGAUGCCGAGGAAGCGGUUCCGCACCAAGUUCACCGCCGAGCAGAAGCAGCGGAUGCAGGAGCUGUCGGAGCGGCUCGGGUGGCGCCUGCAGAAGCGCGACGAGGCCAUCGUCGACGAGUGGUGCCGCGACAUCGGCGUCGGCAAGGGCGUCUUCAAGGUCUGGAUGCACAACAACAAGCACAACUACCUCGGCGGCCACAGCGCCCGCCGCAGCGCCUCCUCCUCCGCCGCCGCCGCCGCCGCCGCGCAUCUCCAAGCUCCCGCCACCGCCGCCCCACCAUUCAACCCCUCCACCACUCCUCCCCCUCCCACCACCAACCACACCUCACCCCCUUCCCACACCACCGACUUCAACAUCAACGGAACAUCCUCCUCCGCCGCCGCCGCUCCCCCUGCCGCCACCGGCCACCCAGAGAACGGAGCUUCGUCGCCGCAAUCCGCAUAAAGCUAGAGAGAAAGAGACAAGUAGCCUUCAGUGAUCAUUCCUUUUUUUUCUUCUUCUUUUUUCCCCUUAGAUCGCUCAUCCAAGAAAUUAACCCCAAGAAAGCAUGCCGCCGCUGCAGAUCAGUUCUUGAUGGUAGUUACAACAACAACAACAACAACAACAACAAAAUCCAAUCCUUCCUUCCUGUAUGUUCUUGGGAUCCGAUAAUGAUGGACAAUUAGGGAUUAAUUAGAUUAUCUCAUCUCAAAAGUGGCACCUUUCUUGGUUGUUCUUGUCCUCCUUGAAGCAGAGGCAGGAGGAGAGGGUUCUUCCUUCUAGAAUUCUAGGAUCUCAUGCUCUCUUCUAUUGAGAAAAAUGUAUACAAAAAUGGAAGCAGCCUCACCUCUUAGCACUCUACUCUCUUACUUAGUAUUAA
Oryza brachyantha (malo sina) is the source of this 1621-nucleotide messenger RNA. Its product is annotated as zinc-finger homeodomain protein 9-like. Gene Ontology annotation, cellular component: nucleus. NCBI's taxonomy places the organism in Eukaryota, Viridiplantae, Streptophyta, Magnoliopsida, Poales, Poaceae. The transcript has a single exon. The record is from RefSeq and is a predicted model, not a curated record. The coding region runs from base 127 to 1206 and encodes 359 amino acids. Gene Ontology annotation, biological process: regulation of DNA-templated transcription; regulation of developmental process. Gene Ontology annotation, molecular function: DNA-binding transcription factor activity; transcription cis-regulatory region binding.